UCCUAAGUAAGUUCAACAUGAAGUUGUUCGUUUUAAGUUUAUUGGUUUUAACAACCGUCGCUCUUUCUGCGGCGAAAACUUCUCGAUCCUCGCGAAAUCGGUUCGUAGGUGGCAGUACAGCCGAAGAGGGCUUAGCGCCUUAUCAAGUAUCUAUACAAUAUGAAUGGGUAGAUAGUCACAUUUGCGGCGGAUCGAUAAUCGACGCCCAAUGGAUAUUAACGGCAGCCCAUUGCGUUGCCUUUUUGCAACCUCAAGACAUUGUAGUUGAAACGGGCACUCAAAAUUUAAUGGAACCCGGUGUACAUUAUUAUGUAAAACGCAUUUACACACAUUGCGGUUACAAUGAACCCCUUCUGCACAACGACAUAGCUUUGCUGCAAUUAAACUCGGCUAUUCUGAUGGACGAGAAAACCCAAAUUAUCCCCUUGCCAGUGCAACCUAUGGAUGAUGAUGAUGACGUUUUACUUACUGGCUGGAGGGGAAUUAGUAGUUCUGGAGGCGGCGGCCCAGCAAUGUUAAAGAAAAUUAAUUUAAAGUACGUGCAAUAUGAACACUGUAAAGGGUUGUUGGAUAACGAUCCCCGGCUAGAUGUCGGUAAUAUAUGCACAGUCACCCGCAAAGGCGGGGGAGCUUGUUUCGGUGAUUCGGGUGGACCUUUAAUUAGUAAUGGACACUUAGUGGGCGUAGUGAGUUGGGCCAAUCCAUGUGCUCUUGGCUUUCCGGAUGCUCAUGCCAGUACAUAUUUCUAUUUGGAUUGGAUACAUCAGACAAUGCAAAGAAAUCAGAAUACGUGUAGUCGUGUUCGUAUAAUUUGUGACUGAUUUAAAUAUUAACUGAUCUAAAGAGAAAAAAUGUUUAAUAAAAUGAUGUGCUUUCUAAAUUUUUUGUCUGAAGUAAAACAAUCAAUUAUGACUUCUACAUUAAUAAUGAAUUGCCU
Molecule: messenger RNA, 937 nt
Organism: Glossina fuscipes
Lineage: Eukaryota; Metazoa; Arthropoda; Insecta; Diptera; Glossinidae
Product: chymotrypsin-2-like
Exons: 1
Coding region: 18-821 (267 amino acids)
Biological process (GO): proteolysis
Molecular function (GO): serine-type endopeptidase activity
Source: RefSeq, a predicted model, not a curated record